UAUACGUAUAUAUAAAAAGCCAAGACUCUUGUGUUUCAUUCCUGAGUCCCGGUCUACAAGUACCAUUCCGGAGGAGGCAGGAGAAGUCACACCACAAUCUACUAUGCGAUUUAUAUUACAGAUGCACCUCAUGAUGUACAUAAAUUCCCUGCACGUGGAGUACUUGGAUAAGACGGGAGUGGUGGCUUCCCUCCAUGGCACCGUCACCCUCCCGUGUUGGUUUCCCUUUAUACAUGGACGGGAAGGUCUGUCAGUGGUCUGGGAGAAGAUUGAUCAGGAUCGGAGAGGAUUGAUCACACACAGGUUUAUAAAUGAUCAGAAUAAUUUCACAGAACAGGAUAUACUUUACACGGGACGCACAGAAUUGUCCAAAGAAUUCUCCCAAGGAAAGGUGGACCUGACGCUGCGAGAGGUCACCUUCCCUGAUGAAGGGACAUAUUACUGCAGAGCAGCCAACAGAAGAGACCAUGGGGACAAAAUAGUAGAAUUAACCAUAGACAAAUUAAAUGCAGAGGAUCCUAAAGUUACUGCCAUUCACAUUGAUGGGAAGAAGCGUCUGAAGUGUAUCAAUAUCGGUGUGUUCAGGAAUCCCUGGAUAAAGUGGUAUGAUGAGGAGAGUACAGAUCUGUCCGACUAUGGAACACGUAACAUAACUCACAUCGGUAAUGGGCGGAGGAUGGUGGAGUCCGUGCUGGACACGGAUGUGGAAAAAAAUAAACCGUACUUCUGUCAGGUGAAAGAGGGGAGACUGAAGAGGACCGCCCGAGCUGUGCUAUCAGAUGGAGAGCCGGUGAUCGUCACUGAAAUAAAACUUCCAGAGUGAGCACUGCAUGUUGCCAUCCACAUAAAAAGAAAAAGAUCUUCUCCAUCAUCCUGAUGAACUAUUCUCCUCUCCUGUGUGCAACGAGCUCUGAUGUGUCAUGGAAGCCAGCUCAAGUCUUGCCCUUCCUUCAGCCAAAUGAGCUUUGCUGGAAACUACCUCAUUAGCAGCAUUUACACUACACUAUGAGCUAGAUUCAGAGAGACUUACGCCGAUGUAUCAGUAGAUAUGCCGUCGUAAGUCCAAAUGUGCG
Messenger RNA from Rana temporaria (common frog), 1073 nucleotides. RefSeq lists its product as uncharacterized. Bases 104 to 823 code for a protein of 239 amino acids. The transcript has 6 exons. The record is from RefSeq and is a predicted model, not a curated record. Lineage: Eukaryota; Metazoa; Chordata; Amphibia; Anura; Ranidae.